ACCUAAUCGGAGCGACUUCACCGUAGUCGCCUUCACAAGCUCGGGCGAAACGUCGUCGCGCGGCUCAUUUUCGCCGAGUGUAAUACUAUUGCCUGUCCACUGUUUUUCAACUACGUUGAUGCGUGGAGAAGAGCGUGGAGAGGGCAAUUGUAAAGAAUAAUGCAAAUGGCGGAUGUUCUUCCAUGCCGAAGGAUCCGCUUUAACUCAAUUUUAACGUUUACCUCAGAAAGAAGUACACACCCAAUUGUUUUAUUCAACGUGGCUUUUUCAUCUAAUAGUUGCCAAUACUAGGAACGCCGUUUCGAGAUUAUCGAAUACUUUGAAGAUCAUCUUGGAGCUGCAGACAUGGAGAUGGAUCAGAUACCACGAACACGAGAAGAUAUCGAGGCCCAGAUUCGAGACAUUCAAGAAAAGAAAAAGAACGUGCAAAUUACUACUACCGCGGAGGAACAAGUUGCCCUAGGGAAAACAGGAUUUUACGAUCAAGAUAUUUACGACGGUACCAAUAACAAGUUUGACGGAUAUGUUACAUCGAUCGCUGCCAAUGAUGAGAUAGAUGACGAGGAUUAUGAACCAAGUACAUUUAGUACAAAUAAAAGGGGCUUCAAUGCUCCAGCUGCUUUGCUCAAUGAUGUUGCGCAGAGCGAAAAAGAUUACGAUCCUUUCGCGGAUAGAAGACGUCCUACUAUUGCAGAUAGGGAAGAUGAAUACAGACAAAAAAGAAGACGGAUGAUUAUUUCUCCUGAGCGUGUUGAUCCAUUUGCAGAAGGUGGAAAAACUCCAGAUGUUGGUUCAAGGACAUAUACAGAGAUUAUGAAAGAACAACUGUUAAAAGGAGAAGAAUCAGAAUUACGUAAAAAAAUAGCUGAAAAAGCGAAAGAUGGAACAUUAAAAACUAAUGGAGAACCAAAACCAGCACCAAAAAAACGUGGACGUUGGGAUCAAACAGAUGAUACACCUACACCUAAGAAACCAACUAUUGGUACAAUUGCUACACCAACUUCCUGGGAUACUGCCGAUGUCACACCCGCUGCGGUUCGAUGGGAUGAAACCCCAGGUCAUGGAAAGGGGGGUGAAACGCCAGGGGCCACACCAGGCGUUAGUACUAGAAUGUGGGAUGCAACGCCUGGCCAUGCAACCCCAGGUGCCGCUACUCCUGGUAGAGAAACACCACAUGAAAAGGUUGUUUCUAGUCGUAGGAAUAGAUGGGAUGAAACCCCAAAAACAGAAAGAGAAACCCCUGGUCAUGGUAGUGGCUGGGCUGAAACUCCAAGAACUGAUAGAGUCGCUGGAGAUCUCAUUCAAGAGACCCCAACGCCAUCAGCCAGUAAGCGGAGAAGUCGUUGGGAUGAAACUCCAUCCACUCAAACACCUGGGUCUAUGACCCCCCAAACCCCGGCAACACCACUUACUACGCCACACCAGACGUCGAUUUUGACUCCUAGUGGUACAACCCCUACGGGUCCAAAAGCCAUGGGAAUGGCCACUCCUACACCAGGACAUUUGAUGUCAAUGACACCAGAACAAUUGCAAGCUUAUCGUUGGGAAAGAGAAAUAGAUGAGAGAAACAGACCAUUCUCGGAUGAUGAAUUAGAUGCAAUGUUCCCACCCGGUUAUAAAGUAUUACAACCUCCCGCCGGUUAUGUACCCAUAAGAACACCGGCGAGAAAGUUAACGGCCACACCAACACCAAUCGCUGGCACACCACAAGGCUUUUUCAUUCAGCAAGAAGAUAAAAAUGCCAAAUUAAUCGACAAUCAACCAAAAGGAAAUUUACCCUUUAUGAAGCCAGAAGAUGCCCAAUAUUUUGAUAAAUUAUUAGUGGACGUAGACGAAGAAUCACUUAGCCCUGAAGAGCAAAAAGAGAGGAAAAUUAUGAAGUUGUUAUUAAAAAUUAAAAAUGGAACACCACCAAUGCGUAAGGCUGCUUUAAGACAGAUAACUGAUAAGGCUAGAGAAUUUGGUGCUGGGCCACUGUUCAAUCAAAUUUUACCUCUCCUUAUGUCACCUACCUUGGAAGAUCAGGAAAGACAUUUACUCGUUAAAGUUAUUGAUCGCAUCUUAUAUAAAUUAGAUGAUUUGGUUAGACCUUAUGUGCAUAAGAUUCUCGUUGUGAUUGAACCCUUAUUGAUUGACGAAGACUACUAUGCUCGUGUAGAGGGUAGAGAAAUCAUUUCAAAUUUAGCCAAAGCGGCUGGCUUAGCUACUAUGAUUUCAACAAUGAGACCUGACAUUGACAAUAUCGAUGAAUACGUAAGAAACACAACAGCUAGAGCGUUUGCUGUUGUUGCUUCAGCUUUAGGUAUUCCUUCUCUUUUACCUUUUCUCAAAGCUGUAUGUAGAAGUAAAAAAUCUUGGCAAGCACGUCACACUGGUAUUAAAAUUGUUCAACAAAUCGCUAUUCUAAUGGGAUGCGCUAUAUUACCACAUUUAAAAAGUUUAGUGGAAAUUAUUGAACACGGUUUGGUUGAUGAACAACAAAAAGUUCGAACGAUCACAGCUUUGGCAAUAGCAGCCUUAGCCGAAGCUGCCACCCCAUAUGGUAUUGAAAGUUUCGAUUCAGUCCUAAAACCUCUUUGGAAAGGUAUUCGUAACCAUAGAGGUAAAGGUCUCGCUGCCUUUUUAAAAGCCAUUGGGUAUUUAAUUCCACUUAUGGAUGCCGAAUACGCAAAUUAUUAUACUCGUGAAGUAAUGCUGAUUCUAAUUCGAGAAUUUCAGUCACCCGAUGAAGAAAUGAAAAAAAUUGUAUUGAAGGUAGUGAAGCAGUGUUGUGGGACAGAUGGUGUCGAAGCUCAAUACAUUAAGGAUGAAAUUUUACCACAUUUCUUUAAGCAUUUUUGGAAUCAUAGAAUGGCUUUGGAUCGUAGGAAUUAUAGACAACUCGUUGAUACAACUGUAGAAAUUGCCAACAAAGUUGGCUCUUCAGAAAUCAUUAAUAGAGUCGUUGAUGAUCUAAAAGAUGAAAAUGAACAAUAUAGAAAAAUGGUUAUGGAAACCAUAGAAAAAAUUAUGGGCAAUUUGGGAGCUGCCGAUGUCGAUUCGCGGCUUGAGGAACAACUUAUAGACGGCAUUCUUUAUGCUUUCCAAGAACAGACAACAGAGGACGUAGUAAUGCUCAAUGGUUUUGGUACAAUUGUAAACACCUUAGGUAAAAGAGUUAAAGCAUAUUUACCUCAAAUAUGUGGUACAAUAUUAUGGAGACUAAAUAACAAAUCGGCAAAAGUCAGACAACAAGCUGCCGAUCUUAUUUCGAGGAUUGCUAUUGUUAUGAAAACCUGUCAAGAGGAAAAACUUAUGGGACAUUUGGGAGUUGUACUUUAUGAGUACUUGGGUGAAGAAUAUCCAGAGGUAUUGGGUAGUAUAUUAGGAGCCUUAAAAGCCAUUGUAAAUGUAAUUGGUAUGACAAAAAUGACACCACCAAUUAAAGAUUUACUCCCUAGACUAACACCAAUUUUGAAAAACAGACACGAAAAAGUACAAGAAAAUUGUAUCGACUUAGUUGGUAGGAUAGCAGACAGAGGACCCGAAUAUGUAUCAGCUCGAGAAUGGAUGAGAAUUUGUUUCGAACUUCUGGAAUUGUUAAAAGCACAUAAAAAGGCUAUUAGGCGAGCAACGGUAAACACAUUUGGAUACAUAGCAAAAGCUAUUGGACCUCACGAUGUUUUAGCAACUUUAUUAAAUAACCUCAAAGUCCAAGAACGUCAAAAUCGUGUAUGCACAACUGUGGCUAUUGCUAUUGUAGCAGAAACUUGUAGUCCUUUUACAGUAUUACCGGCGCUCAUGAACGAGUACAGGGUUCCAGAACUUAAUGUACAAAAUGGUGUUCUUAAGUCACUAUCCUUCCUAUUCGAAUAUAUUGGAGAAAUGGGUAAGGAUUACAUUUACGCAGUCAGUCCAUUACUUGAAGAUGCAUUAAUGGAUAGAGAUCUGGUUCACAGACAAACGGCUUGCGCAGCUAUUAAGCACAUGGCUUUAGGGGUUCAUGGUUUUGGUUGCGAAGAUGCACUUAUUCAUUUAUUGAAUUACGUGUGGCCAAAUGUUUUCGAAACGUCACCACAUUUGGUACAAGCAUUUAUGGAUGCUGUCGAUGGAUUACGAGUUUCAUUAGGUCCAAUUAAAAUUCUUCAAUAUGCCUUACAGGGAUUAUUUCAUCCUGCAAGAAAAGUACGCGAUGUAUAUUGGAAAAUUUAUAAUUCACUAUAUAUUGGAGGUCAAGAUGCUCUUGUCGCUGGAUACCCAAGAAUAAUGAAUGAUCCAAAGAAUCAAUACAUUAGAUAUGAACUUGAUUACGUUUUGUAAUAAAAUUUUUUUUAUUUUCUUUACAAUUUUAAGAAAUUAC
Molecule: messenger RNA, 4339 nt
Organism: Ceratosolen solmsi marchali
Lineage: Eukaryota; Metazoa; Arthropoda; Insecta; Hymenoptera; Agaonidae
Gene: Sf3b1
Product: splicing factor 3B subunit 1
Exons: 20
Coding region: 346-4299 (1317 amino acids)
Biological process (GO): spliceosomal complex assembly
Molecular function (GO): mRNA binding
Source: RefSeq, a predicted model, not a curated record